Molecule: messenger RNA, 1818 nt
Organism: Anoplopoma fimbria (sablefish)
Lineage: Eukaryota; Metazoa; Chordata; Actinopteri; Perciformes; Anoplopomatidae
Product: membrane-spanning 4-domains subfamily A member 4D-like
Exons: 7
Coding region: 75-662 (195 amino acids)
Source: RefSeq, a predicted model, not a curated record
AUAUUCCCUUCCUGGUAUCAUUCACACUGCUUCUCUGCAUGAAAAACUAAACACAAGCCUAACACAGUGUGGCAAUGGAGGAAACUGAGUCAACAACCAGAGACAGAACAACAGAACAUGAUGGGAAUCAGGCGGCAGACAACAUGCUACUGAUGUCCAGCAAACCUCUGCAUCGCUUCGUUCAAAAAGAGCCCAAAAGUCUCGGGAUUGCCAUUCUCAUUUUUGGCUGUGCAGAGAUACUGAUGGGAUUUGUGCUGGCCAAAUCAUCUAACUACACUUCUUAUGUAAUCUACACCCCCUUCUGGCAGGGAGCUCUGCUUCUUGUCAGUGGAAACCUGUCCAUCUACACGGAGAUACAUCCAUCGAAGAAGAUGGUGACUGUAUGUUUGGCUAUGUAUGUGGUUUCCCUUUUGGGACUUGUGGUCUCUAUUGGCUACCGGAUUAGCAUCUUUGGCUAUCUCAACUACUUGAGGUCCAGAAGAUUUCCAUACAGCCAUAACCAGCUGUUUGGUAUUGAAGUCAUAUUGUUCACUUCCUCUCUGUGUGUGUCGGUGCUUCUCAUCUUCUUGUGUGCCGUUGCGCGGAUGGCUCUGAAAUCCACACGCACCCAGGUCAUCAUCCAGCACAUCCAACAUCCACUGAGCGAAACAACAUCAAACUAAUCUCAGCCUUUUACGGUAUUAUUCUACAAUUACUAACACUGGUUUCCUGCAGCGCACCUAACCUGUGAACAUGUCCUCAUAGUGUACAGUAAAGUGUAUCACAUGUGGAUGGUCCACCACCUAGUGGCCUAUAAAGCUCAUACGCAUCUAUUUUUUGUUACCUACAUCUGCACUAAGCUUCAUUCUACAGUCUGUGUAACUGCAGUAAAGAAUGCAUUACUGAACCACAUUAUUUUGCUUUUGGUAAAGUUUGCUUCAGAAUCAAAGUGAUUUUUAUAUGGGAGAGGAAAUAUUUGACAUGCACUUAACAUUUAAUACAUGUACUUCCUGUAUGGGUCCUAUAGUAGUGAACACAGUUAUGGUACAAUGUGAAUAAAAGCCUCAAGGAACAGGUCUUUCAUACUGUUACUGAUAUCUAUCAAUUAGGUCAAUUGCAUUCUCUCCAUGAUAAUAUUAUGUCACCUAACAACACUGGUCAGGGUUCAUUGUUAAAGUUUUUAAUGGGUUUUUUUUUUCACUUGCCUGAUCAGGAAUCCACUUGCUCAAAGUCAAUUUUAACUUUUUCCUUUACAAACUAUUUUAGGAUCAAAGUUCAAGGUGCAUUUAGGCGCACAAGUAGUAUGUCCCAAUUAAAUGCAUACUGCUCGCAACAGUCCCUACUUUGUAAGUGCAGCUACAGUAUGUACGAAACGUAAAAAGAAACAUUAUUCUAUUUGGAACGCAGUGUUUGUCUUUAGCCACAAAUUAUUCACCAAUGUGCAACUCUCAACAGGAGAUGACUACGUUUCCUGCAUUAUUAUUACAGUUUGUUCAGUAUAUGGGCAUUGCAACUUUUGAUAAUCAAUGUGAACCUCUGUAUACACUUACCUGCAGAUAUUUUACAGUGGGAUAUAUUUUGCAGACGUGGGCUCCGUGAUUUGUUAACAGGACAGCGCUUGUGUGAUUGCAAUUUAAGAUUUACAGUAUAUUUUGCAUACAUUUGGCUUGGAAUAUUCUUCCAAGCCAAAUGUAUAUGACUUAAUGUAUAUGGUGAUAUGUGUUCAUCUACAUGACUGUGAUAUGAAGAGCCUGCAACUAACCUGUUGCCUUGUGAAUGUGUGCAAAACACAGAUUUAAAUUUAGCUUUAGCUUAUCAGGUACAAUAAAUGUAAUGUAU